This is a messenger RNA of Drosophila elegans, 512 nucleotides long. RefSeq lists its product as uncharacterized. The transcript is spliced from 2 exons. The coding region runs from base 58 to 399 and encodes 113 amino acids. Lineage: Eukaryota; Metazoa; Arthropoda; Insecta; Diptera; Drosophilidae. The record is from RefSeq and is a predicted model, not a curated record.
AACGCGGGUGACUUCUUCAACUGCCAAACAUUGUUGUUCAGAGUUCAGCCAGCGAAGAUGUUCAAAGUUGUGUUUGUUUUGUGUGGACUGAUGGCUGCCCUGAUCCAGGCUCGUCCCAGUUAUUUGCCCAGCUACGAGCACGUGGAAUAUGCUCCCAGUGUGGUGGGCUAUGAGAGUUACGCCCUGCCCGCCGCCGUUUCCCACCAGAGCUCCACGGUGGUGCACGAGAAGCGUCCCUACUGGCGCCCCAUUGUGGAUCACACUCCGCUCCUGAAGACCGCCUAUGCUCCUGCCACCUCGAUCUCCUACGCCCCACUGAGCUACGCCGGCAGCAGUGCGGGCUGGUACGAGCCAGAAGUCUGGGGAGGAGCUAGCUAUCCCAGCAUUUACCUGAAGUAGAGGAGUACUCAAAGGAAUAUUCCCCUCAAUAAAUCUCAUGCUGCACCAAUGCUAAAUUUUUAACCACUAAAUUUUCACCAAAAUUGUAAUAAAUAAAAGUCAAAACAAAACUA